AUGUCCGAUCAAGACGACGACGAGGACUACUUCCUCCCUGUCGAAGAUCAACGCGUAUUCGGCGCCGGGAUCAGACGCAAAAGAAUCGCAUUCGUCCCAGCGACGUCCUCGGAGUCUGCACUUCCGACGACCACUGCACGAACCUCGAAUUCAGCCUCUGCCGAGUCCCGAUAUCUAUCUAUCGUCCUGCCCAAAUCCAAUAGCGAGAAAUCAAACCAAAAGCAAAACGAGAACAAUCACACAGCAGCUCCAGUAAUUGCGCGAGACGAGCAGACACAUCUCGAUCCGGCAACAGUUGGGGGUGGAAAUGAAGACGUAAUAUGUCCAGUCUGCAAGCAACCCAUCGUAUCUACGGACGGAAAGCCCGCCAUGGAGGCCCACGAGGCUUCUAUAGCACACCAAGUGUGUCUGGAACACUCUCAUCCUCCAUCCCAUUUGGACAGGGAACAUGUUGGUCUGAGGUAUUUGGAAACAUAUGGAUGGAACCCGGAUAGUCGCAAAGGACUUGGGGCCAGACAGGAAGGCAUCAGGAUACCGAUCAAACCAAAGGAGAAAAAGGACACUGCCGGACUUCGGGAAACCCUAGAAGAUGAAGACCACGACAUCAAGACCAUACAACGCAAGGCUAGAGCGAAAAAGGAAGAUAAGGUCGUCCGGCUUAACGCCAAACAAGUCAGGAUCAAGGAUAUGGAAGCCAAGAAAAAGGCCGAAAAACUGCGAAGAGUGUUUUAUGGGGGUCAGGAUUUGGAGCAGUAUCUGGGACCGAAUGGUUGA
Messenger RNA from Exophiala dermatitidis NIH/UT8656, 774 nucleotides. RefSeq lists its product as uncharacterized. Lineage: Eukaryota; Fungi; Ascomycota; Eurotiomycetes; Chaetothyriales; Herpotrichiellaceae. The record is from RefSeq and is a predicted model, not a curated record. Bases 1 to 774 code for a protein of 257 amino acids. The transcript has a single exon. Gene Ontology annotation, molecular function: nucleic acid binding.